Messenger RNA from Portunus trituberculatus (swimming crab), 2846 nucleotides. RefSeq names its product zinc finger protein 678-like. The record is from RefSeq and is a predicted model, not a curated record. The transcript has 3 exons. The coding region runs from base 232 to 2382 and encodes 716 amino acids. Gene Ontology annotation, molecular function: RNA polymerase II transcription regulatory region sequence-specific DNA binding; DNA-binding transcription factor activity, RNA polymerase II-specific. NCBI's taxonomy places the organism in Eukaryota, Metazoa, Arthropoda, Malacostraca, Decapoda, Portunidae. Gene Ontology annotation, biological process: regulation of transcription by RNA polymerase II. Gene Ontology annotation, cellular component: nucleus.
CGCCAUUGUCACAGGAACAAUCCCUUGGUGGCUGCCGGCGGGCGCGCAGCGUGCUGUUAUGGCGUGGCUACGUGUUGCAUGAGUUUAUAUAUUGGUUUCAGGUCUGUGGAGCGGCCAUAUUGCCAAGUGUUGAGGAUUACUGUCUAGUGCUGAUUGCAGGUACUGACUCAUGUGACUGACAGGCGGCUCUGAUGCUGAAUCGUGUAAGGAUUCAGGGGUGUGCAUGAGAAGAUGGCACAGUCAAGAAGGAAAGACUUGUACCCCUGCAAAGCUUGUCAAAAGUCAUUCUCUCGGUACACUAAGCUACAGCAUCACAUGACCUUUCACACUGUAGAGGAGAACAUGUUGUAUGGUGAUGUUUUCUCCUGUACAUGGUCCAGUCCUAAGAAGCAGAUGAGGCAGGUGAAGCGAGUCCAGCAUCAUUGUGCAAUAUGCCAGAAGAGGUAUUUACAUUCAGGUUACUAUAAGAAACAUAUGUGGAAUGCACAUGAAAUUCAUGUAAAAUCCAUACCUCUUACUGUAAGCAAAUGUGAAGGAUUAUCUGAUGGUUGCAAAGAUUCUAGGAUGGUUAUGAAAGGGAGAAGAAAAGACAGAACAUCUAUAACAACUAAAUGUAGGCAGAGGAAUCGCUAUGAAUGUUCAGUUUGCAGAAAGACAAUGACACAGUUUUCUACCCUGAAAGCCCACCAGAGGAUACAUACUGGGGAAAGACCUUACCAGUGUCAAAUCUGCUCUAAGACCUUUACCUUUUACCAAUGUCUCUGGAACCACUCAUGGAGCCACAAAACUCAGAAAUCUUUUCCUUGUGACAAGUGUCCUAAGAAAUACCAUUAUUAUCAGAAUCUUUGGAAUCACUAUAAAGUUCAUAGUGAUCAUAAACUUUUCACUUGUGGCAUGUGUAAGAUGAAUUUUACUAACUCUAGUGAGCUUAUAUAUCACAUGAAGGAUCACCCUGAAUACCUUGAAGCUGAAAUAAAAAGUUGUGGAACUAGAGACCUCAUGACAUCUGAUAUGAAUGAAAUGCCCUUCAUGUGUGACAUUUGUUGCAGGAGUUUCAGACUCAAAGUAUCACUUAUGUCACACAUGAAAAAGUGUCACAGUUUCAGCAAUGCCAUAAAACCACAGUUGUCUUUCCAGAAAAGAGAGAAAUGCAAAGAUAUUGCUCUUCAAGAAAACAGUACAGGGCUUGCCCCCAAAGCAAAGAGAGGUUGUGGCAGCCCUAGAAAAAGUGCUACAAAACCACAGAUGUCUUUCCAAAGAAGAAAGAAACACAAAGAUAUUGCUCUUCAAGAAAACAGUACAGGGCCUGCCCCCAAACCAAAGAGAGGUUGUUGCAGGCCCAGAAAGCAUACUGGGUUGGAAAAAUUGAAAAGAGAUGUUAUUAACAAACAAUACAAAAAACACAUGAAAGAGAAUCCUAUUUGCUCUGGCUGUAACAAAACAUCUACAUAUUGUGUGUGUAUUGCUGUUCUCAAUGACAAGAGGAUCUUUCCAGAGUCAUCAUUGCGAAGGUCAAGCAGACUGAGAGGGGAGAAACUGACGUUGUCAAAGUGUAAAACGUGUUGUCAGUGGUUUGCUUCUGUCAGUGAAUAUAAGGAGCACCUAAAGCAACAUGCAGUUACUAACCUUUUUAAAUGUAAACACUGCAGGAAGAAUUAUAAGUCUAAAUCAUGGCUAUCAAGGCAUCUAUAUUUCAUACACAGAGAUACACUAGGGGAGAGUUUCAAGAAGGUUAAAUUAAUAAAGAAACUUGAUGGAAAAAAUAAUUGCACAUGUUCAUAUUGUGGCACAAGAUUUUUAUCAUACAGUGAUUACAAAAAUCACAUUUUCUGUCAGUCUUGUACAUGUGGUCAACAGUUCCAGUGUGCAUACAUUUUCUUUUCCCAUGCAUCCAAAUGUACAGGCAGUAAUGCUCCUGUAUGGAAAGGGCCAGUAGACCAGAGCCAAGAGUCUGGAGAUUCUACCCUCAUUUUCAGAAUUAAAGAGAGUGUUCAUGAUGAUUUGCUGAAUCAGAAUAAUAACAGUUUUGCUGGAGAAGAAAUAAGGGAAGCUUCCCACAUAUUCACUGCUGAAUUAGCUGAGGAUAUUGAUACAAAUGAUUCUUUUCUUUCAUCUCCCCCCUCUGCUGACCUUUAUAUGUCUGAAAGGUGGUGCAUGCAGCUUACCAGUGAUUCAUAUUCCUCAAAAAACUUGCCUGUUACAGCAACCAUUGAUCAAGCAAAGGAAAAUGGUUCAUCUGAUGCAGGAGAUACAUUGCUUGUUCCACGGAAUCCAUGGUUUAUUUCACAGAAUCCAUGGGAUGUUCCACAGGAUCCAUUGUUGACUCCACAGGAUAAAUUGUCGGCUUCAUGGGAUACAUUACUUGUUCGAGGAGAUCCAUAGUUGUUUUCAGAAGUUUCAGAGAGAUCAUUGUUCACUAACAAAGUAAAGUCUUGUAAAGAACUAGGUAACCUUGCUCAAGUUGGUCAAAAACAGAUUAAUGUGAAACAGAAUUGUCACUGUAUACUUUGUGGUCAGCAACUCUCUUCCUUAUCUGAGCUGAGCAUUCACUGCAAACCAUGCAUCAGAUCAGGGAGAUUUAGUGUGAGGUCUUGGAAGGGAUUGAGUUUUGUAGUAGCACUUUGUGAGGACCCAUACAUUUUUCCCAAAGCUUUUAUUUUAAUUUCAGGUAACAGUACAUUAAAAGAUAAUGAUGUGUAUUUUUGUGAAAAUUCUGGAGCUGUAUGAAAUGUACUUUUGUUUUAUAUAUUUAUUUAUAUAUUUUUAAUUCUGUUAUUUCAUUUCUGAAUAAGGAAUUAUGGGUAGUUUAAUGAUGAAGAAGAGCUGGAACAGAACUUUGUAGGCCU